AAAAAUAAUACGUCUUUUCAUUUAAGUCAGACAUUCUCUAAUUUCCGAUAAAAAUACAAGAAAAUACCCCCCGCUUCUGUGUUUCAUCAAAUAAAGAAAGUUAAUUUUCUUUUCUUUUAAAUUUGUGAUAUGGAGUCGAAGAAAUCCCCAGAAGUGAAUUCAUGUAUAAGUGAAAAUAUUAACGAAAAAAGCAGUUCUAAAAAAUCAUGUAAAUCUGAUAUUUAUGAAGAUAUUAAAUUGAUUGAAAAUCAUUUUGACUCUCAAACCAAAUCAGAGAAUGAUGUUCCUUACCUUGAAAGUAAAUGCCAAACAGAAACACAAUUUAAAGUUACUUCUGUAUCAGAUAUAGCACCAGAAACAAACAGUAUAAAUACUAGAAAUGAAAAUAGUUAUUUAAGCAGAACAGAUUUUCAAAGAAUAUCACCUUCACAACAAAAAAUUUCAUACACAUUCCCGACAAGUUUACCUAAAGUUGAUGGUGAUUUUUUUGAUGAUGAUGAUGAUGAUGAUAAUGAUAAUGAUCGUGAUGGUGAUAAUAAUAAACACUUAUGGAGAAAUAAAACAAAUAGUUAUGAUUCUCGUACUUAUAACAUUUCAAGACAUUUUAUUGAUUUUGAGGAUAGUAGUAGUCAAUCAGAGGCUUUUAUAUAUCCUAAAACAAGUCAUUCUAUGCAAUGUUCAUUUGAAUUGAAAAAUUAUAAACCAAACUUAUCCAUAUAUAAAGAUUGGAAAAAAUCUAAAGUUUUUAAUCAUAGAAAUAUUGUUGAUACAGUAUACAAUCCAGUGGAUAAAGUAAGUUAA
This is a messenger RNA of Trichobilharzia regenti, 801 nucleotides long. Lineage: Eukaryota; Metazoa; Platyhelminthes; Trematoda; Strigeidida; Schistosomatidae. The record is from the annotation of a GenBank genome assembly.